Molecule: messenger RNA, 2646 nt
Organism: Dipodomys ordii (Ord's kangaroo rat)
Lineage: Eukaryota; Metazoa; Chordata; Mammalia; Rodentia; Heteromyidae
Gene: Themis2
Product: thymocyte selection associated family member 2
Exons: 6
Coding region: 55-2046 (663 amino acids)
Biological process (GO): T cell receptor signaling pathway
Source: RefSeq, a predicted model, not a curated record
GCUGGCCAAACGCGAGCCGGUCAUUCGUUCUGCGCACACCCGGCGGCGGCCACUAUGGGCACCCGGGAGCCGGUGGCGCUGCAGGACUUCGUGCGGGACCUGGAUCCUGCGUCGCUCCCACGCGUGCUGCGGGUCUGCUCCGGAGUCUACUUCGAGGGCUCCAUCUACGAGAUCUCGGGAAGCGAAUGCUGCCUGUCCACGGGGGACCUGAUCAAGGUUACCCAGGUUUGCCUCCAGAAGGUGAUCUGUGAGAACCCGGCCACGGGUCAGACCAUGGAACUCGAUCCCACCUUUCCAGGCCACUUCAGCCCUGUCAUCAGCCGCAGGAGCUACGAGACCUUGGAGGAGAUGGUCCCGCGUUGGAGCCCCUCGCAGCUGCCCAUUUACUUCAUGUCACCCUACAGCAUGGUCACAAAGGCCGAGGUGGUGUUUGAGGAACAGCUCUUCACGCUGGAGGCCGUGGAGGUGCACCUCGGGACUCCCUACGCGCGCUGUAUCCACAAAUGGGGACCCCAGCAGGUUGUCCUGCAUCUGCCUCUGUCCCAGAAAGGGCCUUUCUGGAAAUUAGAGUCUGGAGCCCCCCAAACCCUGCCCCAGAUCCUGCAGGACCCGGCUCUGAAGGACAGCAUGCUGAUCUGCCCCAACCUACCCUGGCCCUCCUUGACCCUGAAACCUCAGUAUGAAGUUCAGGCCAUCAUGCAUAUGCGCAGGACCAUCGUCAGGAUCCCGUCCACCCUGGAGGUGGAUGUGGAAGACAUCACGGCCUCCUCCCAGCACAUCCACUUCAUCAAACCCAUGCUGCUCAGCGAGGCCCUGGCCCAGGGCGGCCCCUUCCCCCUGCUCACCGAGAUCCUGGAGGUUCCCGAGGGCCCCCCCCUCUUCCUCAGCCCGUGGGUGGGCUCCUUGAGGAAAGGCCAGAGGCUGUGCAUCUACGGUCCAUCCUCAGCACCCUGGCGGCUCCUGGCCUCCAGCAAGGGCCGGAAGGUGCCCAGACACUUCAUGGUAUCGGCGGCCUAUCAGGGCAAGCUGCGGCGGCGGCCCAGAGAGUUCCCCACGGCCUACGACCUCCUGGGUGCUUUCCAGCCAGGCCGGCCUCUCCGGGUGGUGGCUACAAGAGACUGUGAGGGCGCAGAGGAGAACGCUGAAAUUGCCUCCCUGGCUGUGGGUGACCGGCUGGAAGUGUUGGGGUCCGUCCAGAUGCUUGGGGAGCAGGGCCAGGACGUGGACAUGUUGAUGUGCCAGCGGCUGAGCGAGCAGGCUGCGGAGGACGAGGCGGGCACAGAUGAAGAGGUGGAGGAGGAUCAGGAGCAGAUUCUGCUGCCGCUCUUCCUCCCUGGGGGCUUCGUGGAGGAGCUGAAUGAUGGCCGGCGCUACAGCCUCGCCGACCUCAUGGCCCAGUUCUCGCUGCCCUGUGAGGUCAAGGUGGUAGCCAAGGACCCCAGGCAAACGGAUGACCCUCUGGUCUCCUUCGGGGCCCUGCGGCUGGAGGAGAAGAUCACAGAGUCCUUCAUGAUGGUAGGGCUGGACGCGCAGCCGGGCCUGUGCUUUGAGAUCCCUCCACAGUGGCUGGACCUGACUGUGGUGGAGGCCGAGGGGCAGCCCGGCCAGCCGGCUGAGCCUCUGCUCGUGGAAGAGCUGACGGACGCCUUCUACUACAGCCUUCGCAAGUUACCAGCUAGUAAGAGCCAAGCCCCACCGCCCAGGCCCCCCAAAAGACAGAGCCUCUGCGAGCAGAAAAAAACAAGCAGCAAAGAGAGUAUGGUAAAGCAGACUCCUGCACUGUGCAGACUCAAGGCAAACACCAUGCCAGACACUUCCAAGGACAAAUCAAGUUUAUAUAGCAAGAUUGAUACCUUGGUCUCCAAGAGCCUCAAUCCCAAGGUCUUGCCACAGGACAGAGGGAAAAGGAUGAAACCUAAGGCCUCCAGCAUGCCACGCAAGCACUGUACUUCUGAGCGAGAGCCCACGCCCAACCAGGACCCUUUUCUAGAUGUGGAUGCCCACGACUAUGAAGAAUUAGUUGAGAACUUUCAGAAAACCAUCUAGGUGCCAGAGAAGCCAUGCCUCUCAGCUGCUGCUCUAAACACCUGGGGUAGAGUCACCCAGAAAUCAGAGUGAGAUUGCAACAGAAAUGGAUACUGCUCCAGCUUCCUUCAGACUCUAGGGUCCUGCCCUUGGAGGCUGGUUUGUUUGAACCCUGCAUGUCACCCUUUACUCCCUGAGCUUCAGACCUUUGGUAUCCAGAACAAGCCCCACGAGCUGUUACUUCACUGGAUGAAGAGUCUGAGGCCAAUGGAGCUGGCUCAAUGCUCAUCACACAGCCCUGUCACCCCUGGCCUUAAAUCCUGCUUCAUCCCAGGCUCUGUAUGGGAGACCAGGACUGUUUCUUCAUUUUAGGAACCUCUAGCACAGAAAUGGGGCUUGCAUAAAUAAUGGUGGCUAUUUGGCUUCAAGAGCAGAGUCUCUGGGGUUUAGGUCUCAAAAGCUAAUGUUGGAGCUCAAGGAGCCAGUUUAUCCUUAGCAAGGCCCAAAGCAGCAGGAAACUGGCAGGUUGUCAGAUGGUGCUAAGAUAUCAUUAAAAUUGUAAAUGAUUAUCCAAGAUUAUUUCAUUGUAAAGCCACAGAAUAAAAAUGACAUUUGAGCUUC